Medicago truncatula (barrel medic) is the source of this 1593-nucleotide messenger RNA. RefSeq names its product protein WALLS ARE THIN 1. The record is from RefSeq and is a predicted model, not a curated record. The transcript is spliced from 6 exons. Gene Ontology annotation, cellular component: membrane. Gene Ontology annotation, molecular function: transmembrane transporter activity. Bases 117 to 1319 code for a protein of 400 amino acids. NCBI's taxonomy places the organism in Eukaryota, Viridiplantae, Streptophyta, Magnoliopsida, Fabales, Fabaceae.
CACCACUUCCUACCUACCUUUCUUUUGCUAGGUCUCAAUUAUUUGGUCAAAAUUCAAGCUAUAUAUAGUCUAUAGUAUACUCUAUAGUACACAUUAAUUCAAUUAUUCUACAAACAAUGGCUGAUUUAGGUUCAGCUUCUUCUAAGAGAAUGUGGUGUUCUAUUCCUGAAAAAUUUCAGCUGCAUGUGGCCAUGUUGGCCUUGCAGUUUGGUUAUGCUGGUUUCCAUGUUGUUUCAAGAGCUGCACUUAACAUGGGAGUUAGCAAACUUGUUUUCCCUGUCUAUAGAAACAUCAUUGCUUUGCUUCUCCUCCUUCCAUUUGCUUAUUUCUUGGAAAAGAAGGACAGACCACCGAUUAAUUUAAACUUCCUCUGCCAGUUCUUUUGUCUCGCACUUAUUGGGAUUACAGCAAAUCAAGGUUUCUACUUGCUUGGGUUGGAUAACACAUCCCCUACCUUUGCAUCAGCAAUACAGAAUUCUGUCCCUGCCAUUACAUUUCUCAUGGCAGUCAUACUAAGGAUAGAGCAAGUAAGACUGAAUAGAAAAGAUGGAAUUGCAAAAGUAGCAGGAACAAUAUUUUGUGUAAUUGGUGCAUCAGUGAUUACAUUAUAUCAAGGACCAACUAUAUAUAGUCCAAGUAGUCACUUAAAUAGUGGCACAAACACAACAAUAAUAACAGAAGUAACAACAACAACACCAAUGAUUGAUUUUGGGACAAUGUCACUUGGUGAUGCUAAGGGAAAAAAUUGGACACUUGGAUGUCUUUAUCUAAUUGGACAUUGUUUGUCUUGGUCUGCUUGGCUUGUGUUUCAAGCACCUGUCCUUAAGAAGUACCCUGCUCGUCUUUCUGUCACUUCCUAUACAUGUUUCUUUGGACUCUUGCAAUUUCUUCUUAUUGCUUUGGUUUUUGAAAGAAAUGCUCAGGCUUGGAUUUUUCACUCUGGUGGUGAAGCUUUCACUAUUUUAUACGCGGGAGUGGUGGCAUCUGGAAUUGCAUUUGCAGUACAAAUAUGGUGCAUUGAUAGAGGAGGUCCAGUGUUUGUUGCAGUGUAUCAACCUGUUCAAACUUUUGUUGUAGCCAUCAUGGCUUCUAUUGCUUUAGGAGAAGAGUUCUACUUGGGCGGGAUCAUUGGUGCAGUGUUGAUAGUAGCUGGACUAUACUUUGUGUUGUGGGGUAAAAGUGAAGAGAAGAAAUUUGCAAAGGAACAGCUUGCAAUUGCAUCAUCAACAGAACAUAGCAUCAUUAGACCCUCAAGCCACGCUAAAGCAUCACUCACUCAACCAUUCCUAUCUUCUUCUUCUUCAACAGAAAAUGUUUGAUCAAUCAAUCAAUCAAUUAAUUUACUAUUACCUUAUGGUACCAUGCUUGUGUGUGUUGUGAUCUUUUCUUUUUAUUCAAAUGCUUUCUUAGUAGAUUAUUUAGAUUUGGAGUUUUUUUUUUUUUUUUUUUUAUUUUUAUGGGAAAAUGUUGUAAUAGUGCAUGUCACUAAAAAUGGGGCCUAGAGCCUUGUGAAAUUAGUCCCAUAUGUUUUUAUAUAUGUUAGUUAAUUUAUUUAUGGUUUGAUUUAAGGAAAAAAUUAUUUGAGAUUACAAA